AUGGAUUCGCCGGACCCCAAGCGACAACGCCUAGAGCCUACAUCGUCCUACAAUCUGCGAUGUCGCACCCUGGUGACCAGCAGUAGUAUCGACCCACCGGACGCCAAGCGUCAGAGGCUGGACACGGCUGCGUCCCAGAGCAGCACGUCGACGGUCGGCCCUCCUGCCGUCGCCACCCGCAGUUAUCCGGUGUGCACUGACAGCAUCGCCGUCAUGCAACAGUUGCCGAACUACGACGAGUUCUUCGGCAGCGCCAGCUUUGCAGACGAUAAUGAUCGUAUGGCGUACGCUGCUUACGACUCGUUCACCGUCACCGGUACCAUCACCACCAAGACAGAAGGGCUGGGUGCAUUCCGUGCACUUGUGGGUUCGACUCCCACACAAGUUGGCGGCGUCCCUCGCAUCUACACUGAAACGAAUGAGGACCGCCUCUUUGCCGGCGCCCAGAGCCGCUACGGCAGCUUCAUCGCUGGCGUGAAUACCGCCGGCCAGGGGAUAGUAAUUAUGCAGAUUGACGAUGUCAUCCUCGGCAGGCUGGAGAGCAGCCACGCGUUCGGCCACCGCGUGACGUUCGCCAACGUGGAUGCAGCUUCCCUGCUGCCUUUCAUAACUUCUCGUUUCGCUGGGGUGACGGUGGGGCAGUUUAAAGUCUCCUCAGCGACGCGGAUUUCCGUGGAGCCCUCCUCCGCUGUCCCAAUGCUCUACAGCGCCAGGCUUCGGUUCCCCGUUUACGAUGUCGGCAGCGACAGGGCCCGCCCCGAAGACAAGCACGCAUCGGAUGGCAGCGCCCUCCUGCUCAUCCCACACGGCGGGAUGUUCCGGGGCGGGCCGUUCCGCAAGUUUAAGGCGUGGGUCGCGUGCGGCAACGGUGACAGUCCCGACGCCGGACGCGUGGAGCUCGCCAUCAGGGAAUCCGCUCCCGACGACUUCGUCACUCAGCUACAAGCAGCGGCCGAUAGCAGCACGCCCCUUUACGUGUAUGGUGCCAAGAUCAGCCCCUCCAAUAGCAAAGCUUAUAUGAAUAGCGUCUUCCUCAGCGGCUCGCUUGUAGCAGCAGCGAGUGCCCCCGGCAAACGCCCUCCCAAACGAGUGCACACCUUCCAGGCGGCUGUUCAGCGAACUACCGCAGCCACCGUGCCCGCCGACACGACUGAUAUGGUAUUGGCUUGGGAGCAGCGUAGCCGCAGUGCCCUUGUUUUACCGUCGGAUGGUCCACACGCCUCGGCCACCCUGUCACCCAACCCCACUUCUGUCACUGUAGUCGGCUCACUACCGGUCCUCCCGCUCGUCCUCACAAUCGGCAGCCGCAGUUAUCCGGUGUGCACUGACAGCAUCGCCGUCAUGCAACAGUUGCCGAACUACGACGAGUUCUUCGGCAGCGCCAGCUUUGCAGACGAUAAUGAUCGUAUGGCGUACGCUGCUUACGACUCGUUCACCGUCACCGGUACCAUCACCACCAAGACAGAAGGGCUGGGUGCAUUCCGUGCACUUGUGGGUUCGACUCCCACACAAGUUGGCGGCGUCCCUCGCAUCUACACUGGUUUGCAUGUGUUGAAGCUGCUGCUCCGGCAAGCCUUCGUGCUGUUCUCUUCACUGUCCUCCGUUAGGCGCGUGUGCGAUGAGUUGGCGUCCAUAUGUGUCGGCGCAUCAGAUGAGGUCCUGCGAUGUAUACUCUGCUUGGUCGACAACGAGGACCCUAAUAACACACGGACCCGACGUAUGAGCGCCACUGGAUCCACAUUUCGGCCGCCACGGCUACGCGUCACCACAACGGAUGUCGUGCCAGUACACCGUCCUGCCGCCUAUACGGCGGUGCUGGCUGCUGCCGAUCGCGCGACCAUGCAGGCACCGCGGCUUCUGCCAUUCGCCGUGCACUCCACAGCACGACUGUCCCUGCUCCGUGCGCCUUUGACUGCCCUACUUUGCUUACUUGUUGAGGCGGUGGUAACUGCGCUGUUGCCCGUUGUACUCAUGCUGCCGCCUCGACUUGGACGCGGCUUCCAACUGGAGAUGAAGGAGCGGCGGCCAGACUCCCGGUCAUGGCGGCUGGGCGGUACACAGCACCUAUUGCUGCCACGUUGGUUGGCCGUGUUGGUGUUCGGCGUGUUGGUCGUCAGCAUCGUUGCCAACGUCAUGGCGGCGUCCCCUUCGCUGACACAUCCGGAACCACGGAUCUUACCGUUCGUCCGUCCCUUCCAAAUGCAUCUUGCCUGCAGCGGCUCUAGUGUGUAUGGCAGUAGUAUCGACCCACCGGACGCCAAGCGUCAGAGGCUGGACACGGCUGCGUCCCAGAGCAGCAUGUCGACGGUCGGCCCUCCCGCCGUCGCCACGUAA
Volvox carteri f. nagariensis is the source of this 2334-nucleotide messenger RNA. RefSeq lists its product as uncharacterized. The record is from RefSeq and is a predicted model, not a curated record. Lineage: Eukaryota; Viridiplantae; Chlorophyta; Chlorophyceae; Chlamydomonadales; Volvocaceae. The coding region runs from base 1 to 2334 and encodes 777 amino acids. The transcript is spliced from 12 exons.